CCUCCAGGACAUCCGACCCGCAGGUGACAUGGAAUGGACACUUUCUUACCAAGAGUUAGCGAUUUAGUGUUGUUGCUGUGGUCGGGUUUCUUAUAACUAUAUGUAUAGUCAAUGGGAUCUGUGUGUCUGUUAACACUUCCGGACUUUGCGGUAUCUACCCAGGAACUUUGAUAUUUUUCCCUUAGUAGGGAUCCUCCUGCCUGCCCAGAUGAAGGAAAACCAAGAAGGAGACCUCCUGGAAGAUGACUUCCCGCAGAAUAAUGGGGAAGUGUCAGCGGGUCAGUACAGCACCGUCUCCCCUCCUGGCUCCCCUACCGACCAGGAGGAGCCCUUCUCCACCUACUUUGCGGAGAAGGUGGCUAUUCCAGAGGAUGCCAACCAGACAUUCAGUUUCCGUAAACUGUGGGCCUUCACGGGGCCCGGCUUCCUGAUGAGCAUCGCCUACUUGGACCCGGGCAACAUCGAGUCAGACCUUCAGUCCGGAGCUAAAGCAGGCUUCAAGCUCCUGUGGGUACUCCUGGGAGCCACCAUCAUCGGGCUGCUCUUGCAGAGGCUGGCUGCACGCCUGGGGGUCGUGACUGGAAUGCACUUGGCUGAAGUGUGCAAUCGCCAGUAUCCCACUGUUCCACGUAUAAUCCUUUGGCUCAUGGUGGAGCUGGCCAUUAUCGGCUCAGACAUGCAGGAGGUUAUAGGCUGUGCCAUAGCUUUUCACCUUCUGUCUGUGGGCAGAAUUCCUCUGUGGGCGGGCGUCCUCAUCACGAUAGUUGACACAUUUGUCUUCCUCUUUCUUGACAAGUAUGGCUUAAGGAAACUUGAAGCGUUCUUUGGUGUGCUCAUCACUAUCAUGGCCAUUAGUUUUGGUUACGAGUAUGUGCUGGUGAAGCCGGACCAGCUGGAGGUGAUGAAGGGGAUGUUCAUACCGUACUGUAAGGACUGUGGUACCAUCCAGCUGGAGCAGGCGGUGGGCAUAGUGGGGGCUGUCAUCAUGCCCCACAACAUCUAUCUGCACUCGGCUCUCGUCAAGUCUCGUCAAAUCGACCGCAGUAACAAGAAUGAGGUGAAGGAAGCCAACAAGUACUACUUCAUCGAGGCCACGAUCGCCCUCUUCAUUUCGUUUCUCAUCAACGUCUUUGUGGUGGCCGUGUUUGCUCAGGCCUUCUACAACAAGACCAACAUGGAAGUGAAUUUAGCUUGCAAUGGUUCAAGCUUCCCCUAUGACAAUCUGUUUCCCUACGACAACAGAACACUGGAGGUCGAUAUUUACAAAGGGGGGGUGGUGCUGGGCUGUUUCUUUGGCCCCGUCGCCCUCUAUAUCUGGGCUGUCGGGAUCCUCGCUGCUGGACAGAGCUCCACCAUGACCGGGACCUACUCCGGACAGUUUGUGAUGGAGGGCUUCCUGAACCUGAAAUGGUCACGAUUUGCUCGGGUGCUGCUCACCCGAUCCAUCGCCAUCACGCCCACGCUGCUGGUGGCCAUCUUCCAGGAUAUCACAAAGUUGACGGGGAUGAACGACUUCCUGAACGUGCUGCAGAGCCUGCAGUUACCGUUUGCGUUGAUCCCAAUAUUGACCUUCACCAGUCUCGAGUCCAUAAUGAACGACUUUGUGAAUGGAUUGGCAUGGAAGAUCACUGGGGGAUGCAUCAUCCUGAUGGUGUGUGCCAUCAACAUGUACUUUGUGAUUGUGUACGUGACCAGCCUGGCCAGCGUUUGGCUGUACGUGCUGGCAGCCAUCGUCUCCAUAGCCUACCUCUGCUUCGUCUGCUACCUGGGGUGGCUCUGUUUAAUUGCCUUGGGGGUUUCCUGUCUGGACUUUGGCAGCAGGGUUCGGCUGGGAUUGUCAGGCCACACUGACCUCUACUUAUUGAACGAUAUGGAUGCUAAUUCCGUGUCUGAACAGUAGGGAGAGAUGUAGAGAUACACUCCGCAGCAUCCCAUGCUGCUUGGCUGUGCCAUCCUCUGCUAAUGUAUAGGUGUGAGUGAGAGGGAGCGAGAGAGCAAAUGAGAGAUAGCAUUGGAAGGAGUUCAUGCCCAGGAGUUUACUACAAGAGCUUUCAAAGUAAGAAUGUGCCUUAUGGAUUCCCAUCCAUCCAGUCACUUUACCCACUUAGUCCUGCUGAAGGGGAGGGGUGGAGCCUAUCCCAGUUGUCUGUGGGCAACAAGGCCGGAGGAUUGCCAGUCCAUUGCAGUCCUUUCGUGCAUGGGUCUCCAAUCAGCCUAACCCUUGUGUCUUUGGUGGUGGGAGGAAACCAGAGUAUCCACUGGUGACCCACGAUUAAGAGUAACCAAGAGAGAAGAUCCAACUCCACCAACCAACAUGCAGGGCUCCAGCUGGGAAUCCAACUUGAGUCUCUGCAGCUGUGAAACAAAAGUGCUAUCCAUUGAGUCAACUCACACCACAGAGAAUAGUAGAUCAGACGGGUUGUGCCAUGUGGGUCAUUUUCUUAUUAUUGUCCCAUUGUCUGUUUAUUUUGAUAUGAGAAUAUUACAUGAGGUGUGUAAUAACUGUACAGCAAAGCCAUUUUUUUUAUGAAUAUCCAAAUAUGGGCAUCCCUCACCAAGCCCGGAGCCUCUCCAUUGUGAAUGAAAGCAACAGAUUUUUAUUGUGAUGAACUUCGGUGCUGCAAUUGCGUUCCAACUGGCUGGCAUUGAGCACUUCAAAAUAGCACCAUGGACGGCAUAUCUUUGGAAAUCAAUCUGCAUCACAUGGCAAAUAAAUUAAUAUUAACGACGAAAAUAACCGUAAAUAAUCCCAAUGACCAUUUUAUGUUUAGCGUGGUUCCUGAUACUUGUCCAGUAAUUCACAUUAUUCCUUGAGUAGCGACCACCUUCUUUCUUCCCUAUUCUCAAUAUAAACAUGGCGACAUUCGUGAUUUAUUGUAUUUUUUUAAACAAAACUAAGUUGCAUCAUGUGGUGUAUUCCGGUACGAUUCCAUCCACAAGCCUUAUUUUAAGUGAGUUAAAUUUAUGUUCAUUCUUAACUAAAUUAUACGUUUUGUUUGUCAAAUUAUGUUAUUAAUUAUAUCUGCAAUUUUCUGCAGCUGUCAUUUAAAAAAAAAAACUUUAAAUGGGAAUAAUUUUUUAAGGAACUAUUGAUUGAGUUGAUAUAAAUUGGGAUAUGCAAGUAGCAAUACAUUUCUAAGGAAUUGUUAAGAAAAACAUAUUAACCCAGAGAGUGAGUCUUCAGGGAGUCCAUUCUUUUUUUUUAAUACAUUUCCUUUUCAAGUUUGAAUUUUUUUAUGAAUUCCUUUUGUGUUGUUACUUUUUUCUUAUGCUUUAUUUUUUAUUUUUUAUAGAAAACGUGAUGUGCAGUUGUACAUUAUCAGAAAACCCCCAAAAGUAUAUCUCCAUUCACAACAAUUGACCAGGUCAAUUAUUGGAUGAGUAGUCGGCCGCUGCUGCUGUUUUGAAUUAGGUUAAUGGCAUUAGAGCAAUGUUAAGUGCAAAUUACAUGGGGCACAUUUUUGUUUAGUUAACAAAAUUUAAAUAAUAUUAAGAAAAAACUUCUGUCUUCAGAUAUUUAUCAAUUCAUCUUAUAUUUACAGUCAAAUGUUUCCACACGAGUGCAGCAGUGAACUCAGAGCCGUCGUUGACAAUGAAUUUGAUUUAAAAGUUAACAGCCAUUUAGAAACAUUGCUCUUAGAAAUAUUCAAGUGGAUAUGUAACAAUCUUAACGUAAAAGCAAGAUGUAAUGAGUGUUUUAACUCAGUUUUGUAUUUGAUAUAAAUUAUUAGCCUAAGGUCAGUAGAAAUGAUAAAGUUUCUAUCAUUUUGUUUUAAAUCAAAGGGUCAUAUUUUUCAUUAUUUAUUAAUAGUAAAAAAAGGAAUACAAGAUUACAACUGCCUUUAAUCUUUGUCCUACAUGGCUUGAGAUUCUUUAUAGUAAAGUCCAAUAAGUAAAAGAAAUGAAAAGACCAAAUUUAAAAUGUUUUAUGGUUUUACAGAUGCUUACACCAUGUGUUUAUCUUGGUUAACUGAAAUGUGCAUAGAACCAGCAAUACAACCGAAAAGAAAUCUGAAAUAAAACCAAAUAUUUGUACAUGAUUGUAUCAUUU
Molecule: messenger RNA, 4051 nt
Organism: Gadus chalcogrammus (walleye pollock)
Lineage: Eukaryota; Metazoa; Chordata; Actinopteri; Gadiformes; Gadidae
Product: natural resistance-associated macrophage protein 2-like
Exons: 17
Coding region: 209-1900 (563 amino acids)
Biological process (GO): metal ion transport
Cellular component (GO): plasma membrane
Molecular function (GO): manganese ion transmembrane transporter activity; iron ion transmembrane transporter activity; cadmium ion transmembrane transporter activity
Source: RefSeq, a predicted model, not a curated record